Molecule: messenger RNA, 1458 nt
Organism: Vigna umbellata (rice bean)
Lineage: Eukaryota; Viridiplantae; Streptophyta; Magnoliopsida; Fabales; Fabaceae
Product: Nucleotidylyl transferase superfamily protein
Biological process (GO): FAD biosynthetic process; riboflavin biosynthetic process
Cellular component (GO): chloroplast
Molecular function (GO): FMN adenylyltransferase activity
Source: RefSeq, a predicted model, not a curated record
CGACCCACUGGACCCAUAACCCAUUAUCCCUUCCUCUUAACAAACAACCACUGACGUUGCUGGCAGUGGAAAAGCGCAAUGUUGGGUGGUAGCGUCUCUCGUGCCAUUUCCCACCAUUUUCGAGACUGCGACCUCCAUUUCCACUUCACACUCACUUACUGUACUUUCCAAACUUUCCACCUUUCGUCCCCACGGCCCCUCAAACCUUGUUUGCCGGACACCGCCAUUACUCAGAAGCACAGCAGAGUGUCGUCAAAUUUCCGUUGUUUUGGCACCCCAUCUAAGCCUCCUGGAGAAAUUCCUCUCCUUUUCGAUUGUUUCAGCCAACAAGAAGAUGAACGUGAAAUUCUCUCUGAUGGAACAUCUCCUGUGGCAGGUGGAGUUGUAGCAUUGGGAAAGUUUGAUGCUCUGCACAUAGGUCAUCGUGAACUUGCAAUACAAGCAUCAAAGGCUGGACCUCCAUUUCUUUUAUCAUUUGUUGGCAUGGAUAAAGUACUUGGUUGGGAGCCUAGGGCACCUAUAGUUGCUAAAUGUGAUCGGAAGCGAGUUCUUUCUUCUUGGGUUCCUUAUUGCUGUAACACAGUCCCAGAAGAGUUUCAGGUAGAAUUCUCAAGUGUACGACAUCUCAGUCCACGACAAUUUGUUGAAAAGUUAUCGCAAGAGCUUAGGGUUCGAGGAGUUGUUGCUGGUGAGAACUACCGGUUUGGGUACAAAGCCGCUGGUGAUGCCUUGGAGUUAGUAAAACUUUGUGAAGAGUAUGGAAUGGAAGCUUACAUAAUCAAAUCCGUCAUGGACAAGAAUCGUUGUUCUGCAGACAUGAAUUUUGUCACUAACUCGAAAGAGAAGGGACAGGUGUCGUCCACCCGUGUUCGUGAAGCCUUUGCUGUAGGGGACAUGAGUUAUGUAUCAGAGCUUUUGGGUAGGCCACACCGUCUCAUACUAAUGGCCACCGACCAAGAAAGAUUCAGUAGUGAUCAGCAUAAGAUAUCUGCUCCUAGAUCAUGCACAUUGAAUCUAGCACCAAAGGAAGGUUUAUAUGAGAAGUGUUCACUUUUGCUUGAUCAGGAAAAUGUUGUGCAGUGUAGAGUAGUUAUUGACAGCAAGUUUGUGCAUAUAGAAACAGAUUACGGAGGUCUGAGUGAUAUUUUUGGUUCUCAAAAUCUGCAGUUCUUGCAUAUUGAAUUUGGCGAUUCCUGCACCUGAUUCAGUUUAGAAAUUAUUUCUAUUCAAAUUCAUAGUCUUCUGGAUUAGAGAUGAUUUUUAUCCAUCCUUCAAAGUGCCCAGAUGAAACUGCAUAAUCUGAAGGCUGGUAUGAGUAGGUAUAUACAUACACACUGUACCUUUCUCCCUUUCCACCCUCUUCACUGCAUUAGGCCUCCAAACAAAGUGAUUCUGUAAAACUUGAUUGAUUUUGCUCAAUCUCUUGUUUGAGGAAAUUAAGGAUUAAUUUUGGAGAUU